Messenger RNA from Acanthisitta chloris (rifleman), 4071 nucleotides. It is a transcript of the gene ABCB11, whose product is annotated as ATP-binding cassette, sub-family B (MDR/TAP), member 11. Gene Ontology annotation, molecular function: ATP binding; ATP hydrolysis activity; ABC-type transporter activity. The transcript has 28 exons. Gene Ontology annotation, biological process: transmembrane transport. Gene Ontology annotation, cellular component: membrane. The record is from RefSeq and is a predicted model, not a curated record. Lineage: Eukaryota; Metazoa; Chordata; Aves; Passeriformes; Acanthisittidae.
AUGUCUGAACCUGUUGCUCUGCGUAGUAUCAAGAGAUUGGGAGAGGAUAACUAUGCUUUUGAUUUGGAUGGAAAAUGUAACAGCUUCAAGAAAUCAGAGAAUUUCCAGAUAUAUGAAGAACCUUUUCUAGAGAAGAAAAGUGAAAAGUCAUCAGAAAAGAAAGAAAACAGUAUUCGUGUUGGCUUCUUUCAGCUGUUUAGAUUUUCUUCAUCUAAGGAGAUUUUGUUGAUGGCUGUUGGUAGUUUAUGUGCUAUUGCUCAUGGAGUAGCCCAACCAGCUGUGUUGCUUGUCUUUGGUGCAAUGGCAGACACAUUUAUUGAAUAUGACAUUGAAAUGCAAGAGCUUAAAGACCCAAACAAGACAUGUGUAAAUAACACUGUAGCGUGGAUUAAUGGUACUAUUCAUCACAAUGAAAAGAAUGCCACAAUAAGUUGUGGGCUGCUGGACAUUGAAAAAGAAAUGACCAGGUUUGCAGGCUACUAUGCAGGAAUUGGCUGUGCCAUACUUGUAUUAGGAUACCUCCAGAUCUGCUUUUGGGUUAUGUCUGCAGCUCGUCAGAUACAGAAAAUCAGGAAAGCUUAUUUCAGGAAAGUAAUGCGAAUGGAUAUAGGCUGGUUUGACUGUACAUCUGUAGGAGAACUGAAUACCCGAAUUUCUGAUGAUGUUAACAAAAUUAAUGAGGCUAUUGCUGACCAAGUAGCAAUUUUUAUCCAGCGCAUAACCACCUUUGUGUGUGGAUUCCUACUGGGAUUUGUCAGUGGCUGGAAAUUGACCUUGGUUAUCAUUGCAGUCAGCCCUCUGCUUGGGGCUGGAGCAGCUGUCUAUGGCUUGGCUGUGGCAAAACUAACAGGCCAAGAAUUAAAGGCUUAUGCUAAAGCUGGAGCUGUGGCUGAUGAAGUACUCUCAUCCAUCAGAACAGUGGCUGCUUUUGGUGGGGAGAAGAAAGAAGUUGAAAGAUAUGAUAAGAAUCUGGUGUUUGCUCAGCACUGGGGAAUUAGAAAAGGAAUAAUAAUGGGAUUAUUCACUGGUUACAUGUGGCUUAUAAUUUUCCUGUGUUAUGCAUUAGCCUUUUGGUACGGCUCUAAACUUGUCCUUGAAGAUGAAGAGUAUUCACCUGGCACUCUUCUGCAGGUAUUCUUUGGUGUUUUAGUAGGAGCAUUAAAUCUUGGCCAGGCAUCUCCCUGUCUGGAAGCCUUUGCCACUGGACGUGGGGCUGCAGCAAAUAUUUUCGAGACAAUAGAUAAAAAACCCACCAUUGACUGCAUGUCAGAGGACGGCUACAAGCUGGAUAAAGUACGAGGUGAAAUUGAAUUUCAUAAUGUAACAUUCCAUUAUCCCUCCAGACCAGACAUAAAGAUUUUGGAUAACCUUAAUAUGGUUAUUAAAGCAGGGGAGACAACAGCUUUUGUUGGAGCUAGUGGAGCUGGAAAAAGUACAACAAUACAGCUCAUCCAGCGUUUCUAUGACCCCACUGAUGGCAUGAUUACCCUGGAUGGCCAUGACAUUCGUUCCCUGAAUAUCCAGUGGCUACGCUCACAGAUUGGUAUUGUUGAACAAGAGCCAGUGCUGUUUGCCACCACGAUUGCAGAGAACAUACGCUAUGGUCGGGAUGAGGCUACCAUGGAAGACAUAAUCAGAGCAGCCAAACAGGCCAAUGCUUACAAUUUCAUCAUGGACUUACCACAGAAAUUUGACACUCAUGUUGGAGAGGGUGGAAGCCAGAUGAGUGGAGGUCAAAAACAGAGGAUAGCUAUUGCUCGAGCUUUGGUGCGAAACCCCAAAAUCCUGCUACUGGAUAUGGCUACAUCAGCACUUGAUAAUGAAAGUGAAGCUAUCGUCCAAGAAGCACUUCAUCAGGCUCGCCUUGGUCGCACAGCGAUCUCGAUAGCUCACCGCCUGUCAGCCAUCAAAGCUGCCGAUGUCAUCAUUGGGUUUGAGCAUGGAAGGGCUGUAGAGAGAGGAACUCAUGAGGAACUCUUGCAGAGGAAGGGGGUUUAUUUCACGUUGGUGACCUUGCAAAGCAAAGGGGAGACAGCAGCUAAUAGAGAAGCAACCAAAACAGAGAAUAAUGUGGUUGAGCCAAAUCUUGAGAAAGUCCAGUCGUUCAAGAGAGGAAGCUAUCGGGCCAGCUUGCGAGCUUCACUUCGGCAGCGCUCGAGAUCGCAGCUCUCUAAUGUGGUCCCUGACCCUCCGUUAUCUAUUGGAGGAGAUCAUGCAGAGUCUACGUAUGUUACACCUUCUCAUGGAGAAGAUGAUGGAAAAGCAGAACAGGAACCUGCUGUGGAGGAAGAUGCCAAGCCUGUACCAUUUAGCAGAAUUUUGAAAUACAAUGCCUCUGAAUGGCCAUACCUGGUGCUUGGAUCUCUGGCAGCAGCUAUGAACGGAGCAGUCAAUCCACUCUAUGCUUUGUUAUUCAGUGAGAUUCUUGGGACCUUCUCCAUUCUUGAUGAAGAAAAACAAAAAGUCCAGAUCAAUGGUGUCUGCGUGCUCUUUGUCUUAGUCGGAGUUCUUUCAUUUUUCACACAGUUUCUACAGGGAUACACCUUUGCCAAGUCUGGUGAGCUGCUUACAAGACGGUUAAGGAAAAUUGGUUUCCAGGCUAUGCUAGGGCAAGACAUUGGUUGGUUUGAUGACAGGAAGAACAGCCCUGGUGCUUUGACUACAAGACUUGCAACAGAUGCCUCACAGGUCCAAGGGGCAACUGGAUCGCAGAUAGGAAUGAUUGUCAAUUCCUUUACUAACAUUGGAGUGGCUAUGAUCAUUGCUUUCUACUUCAGCUGGAAACUGAGUUUAGUUAUACUGUGUUUCCUGCCAUUUUUGGCCUUAUCUGGAGCUGUGCAGGCUAAAAUGCUGACAGGAUUUGCCUCGCAGGACAAGAAAGCACUGGAAGCUACUGGACGGGUAAUGCUAUUUAAAGACUAAUUUAUAUCUGCAGUCACGGGUAGUUGAAAAAUCAGGCAUUUGGGACCAUCACAAAUGUUUAUCAACAAUUUUGAGAAGAAUCUGGAUAUGCCCUAUAGAGCUGCAAUCAAAAAAGCACAUGUUUAUGGACUCUGCUUUGGCUUUGCCCAAAGCAUAGUGUUCAUUGCCAAUGCUGUCUCUUACAGAUAUGGAGGAUUUCUAGUUGACAAUGAAGGACUCCAUUACAGCUUUGUGUUCAGGGUGAUCUCUGCUAUUGUCACCAGUGGAACUGCCUUGGGAAAAGCUUCUUCCUAUACCCCUAACUAUGCCAAAGCCAAAACAUCUGCUGCACGCUUUUUUCAGCUGGUUGAUCGAAUUCCUAAAAUCAGUGUUUACAGUGAAAAAGGAGAAAAAUGGGAUGAUUUCAAGGGAAGCAUUGAAUUUCUUAACUGUAAAUUCACAUACCCUACUCGGCCUGAUAUUCAGGUCCUGAAAGGACUCUCUAUAGCUGUCAAGCCUGGACAGACUUUGGCAUUUGUUGGAAGUAGUGGCUGUGGUAAGAGCACCAGUGUCCAACUUCUGGAGCGUUUCUAUGACCCUGAGAAAGGAAGUGUGUUAAUAGAUGGACACGACUCUAAGAACAUAAACGUACGGUUUCUUAGAUCACAAAUAGGAAUAGUGUCACAGGAGCCGGUGCUAUUUGACUGCAGCAUUGCUGAUAAUAUCAAAUAUGGCAGUAACAUGAAAGAGGUGCCGAUGGACAAAGUCAUAGAAGCAGCCCAGAAGGCUCAACUGCAUGAUUUUGUCAUGUCCCUGCCUGAGAAAUAUGAAACUAAUGUUGGGGCUCAGGGUUCCCAGCUGUCUCGUGGGCAAAAGCAGCGCAUUGCCAUAGCGAGGGCCAUCAUACGAGAUCCUAAAAUUUUAUUACUGGAUGAAGCUACAUCUGCCUUAGACACAGAAAGUGAAAAGACUGUGCAGGCAGCCCUGGAUAAGGCCAGAGAAGGGCGUACCUGCAUCGUCAUUGCCCACCGCCUGUCCACCAUCCAGAACGCUGACAUCAUCGCCGUCAUGUCGCAAGGACUCGUCAUUGAGAGGGGCACUCAUGAUGAACUGAUGGCCAUGGAAGGAGCCUAUUGGAAGCUUGUUACCACUGGAGCCCCAAUUAGCUGA